CGGUGAAGGGGGGUGGGAUCUGAAAAUGGCGGCGGUGGUAGCUGCUACGGCGCUGAAGGGCCGGGGGGCGAGAAAUGCCCGCGUCCUCCGGGGGAUUCUCUCAGGAGCCACAGCUAACAAGGCUUCCCAGAACAGGACCCGGGCACUGCAAAGCCACAGCUCCCCAGAGUGCAAGGAGGAGCCUGAGCCCUUAUCCCCUGAACUGGAAUACAUUCCCAGAAAGAGGGGCAAGAACCCAAUGAAAGCUGUGGGACUAGCCUGGGCCAUCGGCUUCCCCUGUGGUAUCCUCCUCUUCAUCCUCACCAAGCGGGAAGUGGACAAGGACCGUUUGAAGCAGAUGAAGGCUCGGCAGAACAUGCGGGCAUCCAACACGGGCGAGUAUGAGAGCCAGAGGUUCAGGGCCUCCUCCCAUCAUGCCCCAACUCCUGAAGCUGGGUCCAGGGUGCAGUGGUGAGGAACACUGCAACCCUCCCCUAGACUGUAUUGAUUGUGGCCUCCAGACUGUCAAGUCCUUUCUGGUCUUUGCCUCUGAGGCCCACCAGAGGGCGCAUGAAGCCCAGGCUGCUGCCAGCCCCAUCCCCUUCCGAGAAACCAGCCAAAGGCAAAUAAAGUUACUGAGUGUUUGAGUGGAAA
Molecule: messenger RNA, 633 nt
Organism: Balaenoptera ricei (Rice's whale)
Lineage: Eukaryota; Metazoa; Chordata; Mammalia; Artiodactyla; Balaenopteridae
Product: probable hydrolase PNKD
Exons: 3
Coding region: 26-454 (142 amino acids)
Source: RefSeq, a predicted model, not a curated record